CGCUGGUUGGAGCAGUCAUUGUGGUGCCCUUGUGGAGAGGCUUCGCCGUGCCAGUGGUUAGUCAGUACCUGGAAGCGCUGGUGGGUGGUUAACGGUUCGGUCAGUACCGUAUGCGACUGCCUAGUCACUGUGUGAAGAGGUGAAACCGGGACAGGCCAGCUGGGAGCGGUAUUGGGCCACUUGCAGAUACAUUUACCCGGGGAGCAGCGACCUUCCUGCGCCAGAAUACACCGUGCUUGUCGAGGCGGCUGCCCCCCUAGCUGCUGCUGUAUCUCAGAGAGGGACUGAGGAGAAGCCGGGGUGCUGGAUGGAGGCAGCAAUGCUGGAGUGUUAAGCAGAGCGGAAGAACGAAUGCUGUGAAGGGGACAGAAAUGGCUGAGUGGGACCCCUAGCCGCUUAUUUGCAGCCCCCCCUAUAGAGACACAAAGCAGUUUGUUCCUCAGCUGCACGGCACAAAGCAACAAUGAGGUUCACCACUGUGGACUACAUUAUCUUCGUCCUCCUCCUGGUCCUUUCCUCCGCAAUAGGGCUGUACUAUGCCUUGAGCGGGGGCAAGCAGCGCACCAUGCAGGAGUUCCUGCUGGCCAAUCGUAGCAUGAGUUUCCUGCCCAUCUCUCUUUCCCUCCUGGCCACCUUUCAGUCAGCGGUAGCCAUCCUGGGGGUCCCCUCGGAGAUCUACCGAUUUGGCACUGAGUAUUGGUUCCUGGGCUGCUCCUACAUUAUCGGACUGCUCAUUCCAGCCCACAUCUUCAUUCCAGUCUUUUACCGGUUACGGCUCACAAGUACCUAUGAGUACCUGGAGCUGCGGUUCAGUAAAGCUGUGCGAAUCUGUGGGACAGUAACCUUCAUCUUCCAGAUGGUGAUCUACAUGGGAGUGGUCCUUUAUGCUCCAGCUCUGGCCUUUAAUGCAGUAACUGGAUUCAGCCUGUGGGGGGCAGUGUUGUCCAUGGGAUUGGUGUGCACGCUCUACACAACCCUGGGUGGCCUGAAGGCCGUUAUCUGGACAGACGUCAUACAGACCCUGGUGAUGUUUGCAGGGCAGCUGGCAGUUAUUAUUGUUGGUACCAUAAAGGUUGGGGGCUUCGACCAGGUGUGGAACAUUGCUACAGAAAAUAACAAGAUUGCCGGUGUAAAUUGGAACCCUGACCCUUUCGAACGUCAUUCCUUCUGGUCUCUGGCGAUUGGUGGGAUUUUCAUGAUGCUGUCCUUGUACGGGGUGAACCAAGCGCAAGUGCAGCGGUACCUUAGCUCCCGCACAGAGAAGGAAGCCAUCUUAUCCUGCUACGCCGUUUUCCCCUGCCAGCAACUGGUUCUGGCUCUCGGGUGCCUGACUGGGCUAGUCAUGUUUGCUUACUAUAAAAUAAAUCCAAGCGCCUACCCACAAGACAUAUCAGUCCCGGACCAGAUGGUCCUGUACUUUGUGAUGGACAUUCUGAAGGACCUGCCUGGCCUGCCCGGACUGUUUGUGGCGUGCCUUUUCAGCGGAGCUCUCAGUACCAUCUCCUCCGCCUUUAACUCCCUGGCUACCGUAACUAUGCAGGAUCUCAUCAAACCUCACUUCCCAAGCCUGACCGAAUCGCAAGCCACUUGGCUCUCUAAGGGCCUCGCGCUCGGUUAUGGCCUUCUCUGCCUCGGUAUGGCGUAUAUCUCCUCGCUGAUGGGCUCAGUCUUACAGGCUGCUUUGAGUAUCUUUGGCAUGGUUGGGGGGCCACUACUGGGUCUCUUCUGCCUCGGAUUCUUCUUUCCAUUUACUAAUUCCAUAGGAGCUAUGAGUGGCCUGGCAGCGGGGCUAGUUAUGGCCUUUUGGAUCGGAAUUGGCAGCUUUGUCACAAGAAUGCCUUCUGUCCCCCCUCCUCCUCUGCUCAAUGCCACCAGCGUUCCUGACUUUGGGAAUCUCACUACCACUGUGAUGAGCACAUUACUAACCUCUCCGACAGCCAAAAAGAGUGUGUCGGGCCUGCAGAAGUUCUACUCCCUCUCGUACAUGUGGUACAGCGCCCAUAACUCCACCACCGUGGUCAUCGUGGGGCUGAUUGUCAGUCUGCUAACUGGGCCAACAAAGGGGCGCGAUAUUGACCCCCGCACCGUCUACUUGGUCCUUCCCAAGCUGCUGUUUUUCUUACCAGAGAGGUACAGGGAGAAGCUGCGGUACGGGGUGCCCCACAUUGUAGAGGUAGGAGACUGUCUCUCACCCAGGCUCUUACAGGUACCGUAUGACGAGCACAGCCCUCCCCAUGACUUGGUCACGGAAAAAUCCUGCAACGGUUUCCUCAAUGGAAAUGCAAAGUACUCCGAGAAGGAGGAGAUGGAGGAGAAGCUUUCGGGCUUUACCAGGUCGGACACUGGGCACUCGUACGUAGUACAGGAGACCUCCCUUUAAGGUGCCUCCUGAAUAAAGGUGGAAUGGACUGAACCAGGAUGUGGUGGAAAUGGCUGAUUCGGCCUUGUUGGUACCAAACCUCUUCUCUUAGGCUGCCUUUCCGAAGCAGAAAGCCCCUGUCGCUGGUUCUUGUGGAGCUUCUCCGCGGUCCUGCCAAUUCAUGAUGGUGAAGCACAAUGAGGCUGAACCAAGCUGCUCUUCUGUGUUCCUCUUGUCUCAGUUUCUCAAUCUCAGCCUAAAGGCCACUUCCGAUGGUUCUCCUUGUGUUCUGGACAUCAUUGCACCUUUCUCUCAGGCUGCUUCUCUCAGUUCUUGGUAUGUUUGCUGUCCACAUAGAGUAGAGUUCCACCUUCUGCUUUCAUACAGCUUCUCCAAAUUCAUGGCAUCCAAAGUUAUCGGUGACCUCUAAACAAGAAAGAAAAUCUGAAUCCAAAACUGUCAGAACAAUCAAAAAGACUUGCAUAAAGCAUUAAUAAUUAUAACUGUGCCGUGGUACCUUAUACUGUGCUUUUGUUCUAAAUUAGAAGAGGUCUGGGUUAAAUAGGUACUUGUACCUACUACCAAGGUUCUCAUGAGUCACAACAACCCAACAGUAUGUAUAUAUAGAGCACUGUAUCCAAAUAUCCUCCCAGAAGCCUCUUCUCAUGCAUUGUUCCGCCCAAGUUCUGACCCAAACAGGGCCAGUCAUAGAGGACUUACAUUGGUCCUUCUCUUCAACUCUCCAAUGCAGUUUUUCUUUCUACUUGGCACUCUUUGUGCUCUUAUAUUGUGCAUUUGUGCCAAGUUGCUGAAGCUGCCAGUAGGCUGAGGGUAUCUACAGUGAAGAGUCCUGACCACAUGGUUUGAUAACAUUUGUCCUGAUGGGUGACCCAGUAGAUCAGUGGUUGUCAACCGGUGGGUCGGGACCCCUUUGGGGGUCACCUAAGACCUUUAGAAAACACAUAUUUCCGAUUGUCUUAGGAAUAAUUUUAUGGUUGGGGGUCACCACAAAAUGAGGAACUGUAUUAAGGAUGGUUGAGAACCACUGCAGUAGAUUGACUCACCUGGGCUUCUUGUGUUGGCUGAUCAGUUGUGGUGCCUUCACCUAGGACAUAUGGUUGGACUUUUGGGAAUCCAGUUUGAGGGGCAGAUGGUCCAGCUGGAUGGGUUGAUUACUAAGUGGGUGGCUAGCUGUAGACUCAUCAUCAGUGAUUCAACGGUGGAAGGUUUCAUGGUCUUCCCAAGGUUCUCCACCUUUCAUUGGCAACCAGUGAUAGCCUCUGGGUGCAAACUGAUGUAGAAGGUGGCAGAGAUACCACUUAUAUACACAUGAACGUUCUUGCAGUCAGCAGGUUCUGGUGGUUGGUUCCCCCAGGCAGCCCGUGAUGGCCUUGGGUAAUAGAGUAAUAUAAACAAAUAUAAUCAUGUACCUAUUGGGCACCAAUAGGGGUGGGAUCUGUAUUCAUCUGAUGCCUUCUUGGUUCCUGUGGUUGUGAUGGUUGGAGACUGCAACAUCCUGAGAGACCACUCGCGCACAAUAUUUAUUUAUGAAGCAGUCUAGUUAUAUAAAUGCUAAGAAGAUGAUCUACUAAAUACUUCAUAUGUUAUUGAGGACCGUAGUACUGUGUGUGUGCGUCCGUCUGUCUGUGUGUGUGCAAACCACGGAACAGGGUUAGAAAACCUUGUUGAUCUGCCAUUUGUUCUGUUUUUUCCACCCAGAGAGGCGGGUUUAUAAAAAAAAUAGAGGGGUGUGGCCAUGACAUCAUGAAUUUAAUGUUGAUGGAUUUUUUUUUGUGUUUUGCUUGAAAAUUAAUCAUUGUUUUCCCCUUUUCUGCCCUCUUACAUGUUGGAUGUGGUACUGGGCCUAUCCUAUAUCCCCCGUUGCUAUGUGAGAUCUCCAUGUAAUGGCUCGGCACUGGUGGAGAUAUAUUGUAGGACAGAUGGUUCCAACAUGAGGGGCCUAUCAGAUGGUUCCAACAUGAGGGGCCUAUCGGAUGGUUCCAACAUGAGGGGCCUAUCGGAUGGUUCCAACAUGAGGGGCCUAUCGGAUGGUUCCAACAUGAGGGGCCUAUCGGAUGGUUCCAACAUGAGGUGCCUAUCGGAUGGUUCCAACAUGAGGUGCCUAUCGGAUGGUUCCAACAUGAGGUGCCUAUCGGAUGGUUCCAACAUGAGUUGCCUAUCGGAUGGUUCCAACAUGAGGUGCCUAUCGGAUGGUUCCAACAUGAGGUGCCUAUCGGAUGGUUCCAACAUGAGGGGCCUGUCGGAUGGUUCCAACAUGAGGGGCCCAUCAGAUGGUUCCAACAUCAGGCCAGAUUACUUGGAUAUAGAAUUGGCUUGAAGUAUAUUUUGACUUUGCCUUUGGUUUGGGGAGAUUGUUCCAGGUGGAGAAUGGCCAGUGGGAAAUAUUCUGGUAUUUUGGAAGUCCAUUCUGAACACUAAAAAUGGCCCCAGAACUACAGAGGCUGUUAAAUGUGUUCCUCUCACUUUAUUUCCCAUAAUCCCUAAGUCAAACCUUUUGUAUUUUUUAUUAUUACCACAUUCUACUUCCUGUUCCUUACAAGCACAGUGAAAACAAAUCAGCAGCCUUUCGAGAAGCCAUUAUAUAAACAGCCCCCUCUCUUCCCCCCCAUUUGCAGCCUGUUAGGCUUUUAGAUAAGCAGCAGCUUAUUAUAAUGAGGCUUCUCAGUGAGCUGUUGAUUAUUUUUUUUCUUGUGCUCGUUAGGAACAGGAAGUAUAAAUGUUUAGUACAAGAAAUAACCGUAACCAUAUGCAUUUCCUAUUUAAAACAAUAGGCAAAAAGUAUUUUACACACAAGCUCUAUUCACUGAAUUAAAGUUUGAAAAGGGGGUAUAGUGGCCUUUAGGUAUCCUAGGUAUCUCUGAAAAUGCCUUAUUAAAGGGGCAGUACACCUCAUUUUAAACAUGAAUCACAGUUCAGUGAAUGUUUAAAAAGGGUGCUCAUAACAUUUGUCUAUUGAUUUAAUUUUGAAAUAUGUAUGUUUUUGUUAUUUCUGGCAAACUGAAAUUAAAGUCACAUUCUACUUCCUGUUCCCUACAAGCACAGUCAAAACAAAUCAGCAGCCUUUCGAGAAGCCAUUAUAUAAACAGCCCCUCUCUUCCCCCCAUUUACAGCCUGUUAGGCUUUUAGAUAAGCAGCAGCUGAUUAUAAUGAAGCUUCUCAGUGAGCUGUUGAUUUUUUUUUUUUCUUGUGCUCGUUAGGAACAGGAAGUAUGAAUGUUUAGUACAAGAAAUAACAGUAACCAUAUGCAUUUCCUAUUUAAAACAAUAGGCAAAAAGUAUUUUACACACAAGCUCUAUUCACUGAAUUAAAGUUUAUAAAGGGGGUAUAGUGGCCUUUAGGUAUCCUAAUUUUUGGUUGAUUUUUGAAUGUUCCGGGUUCUAGUUCUAAGUAUUUUGUGAGAGACCUUAGUUUACCCUUAACACUGUGUGUUUUGGGUCAGUACUCUCUGUGCACUAUUUCCCUGCGGUGCAGCCAUUGCCUUGGGUUGUUUCCGAACAGAAACCACUGUGAGUGUAACAAGUGUGUGACUUUGUGUGUGGAUUUAAUGUUGUCAAAACUGGAAAUUUCUAUAGAGGUAAAAAGGGGCGGGGUUCACUGAGGCAGAAAAUGAAGAAUGAUGUAAUGGGCCAUGAUAAGUGCACCCACAAAUGGUUAAUUAUCUGGAUAUUAGAAUGGGCCGGUUCUUUAGUCAGGUCGUAUAAUGCCAAGGUGACUGUUUAUUUUCUACAACCAGUUAUUUUGUAUAAUCAAUAAGUACCAAUGAUCCGUGCAACGUGAGUGGUCACUUACCACCACUGAUGAUAUCGUUAUGCACUACAGCUUCGAUUCAUGAUCGUAGUUAAUGUUUAAUUUGAUCGGAAUUGCCCUUUGCCCUCCAUUGAUUGCUGUGUGUGUGACAGUUUAAGAUCAGUACCAGGUGACUUCAGUAGAGUUCUACUCAGGAGGCGUGGCUUACUGUAUCUUCUGCUCAGGUUGCAACAUAUCUCGUGUUCCCUCCCCACCGAGUCUCUCUGCUUCUUGUGAGAUGUCGUGUCCUUUUGUAUUUCGGCUUUGGGCUCAGUAAGUGACCAAGCCAACAUGAAACCAAUUCAUUCCUUGCGGGGAUUGUUAAUUGCACUGAAUUGUUGCCAAACAUUAUAUGUUUGCAAUAAAGAUUUUCAUGUUUAUAAGAUGUGUUCGAAUCUUUCACUGUUGUGUCAUUCCAUGAUUUAUAUGUAAAGAUAUUUUUGGUGAUACAAAGAGCAAUAAAAUUGUGUCAAAGCA
Messenger RNA from Xenopus tropicalis (tropical clawed frog), 6643 nucleotides. RefSeq names its product solute carrier family 5 (sodium/multivitamin and iodide cotransporter), member 6 (gene slc5a6). Gene Ontology annotation, molecular function: vitamin transmembrane transporter activity; transmembrane transporter activity; monoatomic ion transmembrane transporter activity. The record is from RefSeq and is a predicted model, not a curated record. Lineage: Eukaryota; Metazoa; Chordata; Amphibia; Anura; Pipidae. Gene Ontology annotation, biological process: transmembrane transport; pantothenate transmembrane transport; monoatomic ion transmembrane transport. The transcript is spliced from 16 exons. Gene Ontology annotation, cellular component: plasma membrane; apical plasma membrane; membrane. Bases 464 to 2380 code for a protein of 638 amino acids.